GAAAAGAGUUGGAAGGAGCUUGGCAUCAUUCAUCAUGAAGGUUCAUGAGACAAGGUCUCAAACUCAUUCAUCUGCUGAGGAAGAAGGGAAGACAGGGACAAGAAGGCAAAAAACAGAGAGCAGAGGACAUGAAGGUGACCAUCCUUCAUCCAAAAACAAGAAGGCUAAGGUGGCGAACAAUGAGAAUGGGAAGGAUAGUGGUAAGUCUAUUGUUGAAGUUGGUGAAGAGUUUGAUGAGUUCUGCAAGACUAUGAAGGAGCAUCUCUCUGUUGAGGAGAUGAGAAGGAUACUUGAAGUUAAUGGUCAAGAUGCUUCUGGUUCUGAUGAUGCUGUUGUAACAAGAUGCCAAGAUUUGAUGUUUUAUGGACCUCUGGAAAGAUGUCCUGUGUGUAAUGGGCAACUAGAAUGCACAGGGAGGAACUAUGAAUGCAGAGGAGCUUACAGUGAGUGGUCUGCUUGUGUCUACAACACUAGAGAUAAUCCAAGGAAGGAUGAAUCCCUCAAGCUGCCUGAGGGUAUUGAGAGUUCAAAAGUGAAUGAUUUGGUCAAGAGUCAGCAGUUAAAAUCAUAUCCUAAGAGGUCCUUGUUCCCGGAGGACAAGCCUUUUGCCGGCAUGACUAUUUCACUAUCUGGGAGGCUUACUCGAAGACAUGAAGACUGGAAAGAAGAGAUUGAGAAGCAUGGUGGAGUUUGCUCCAAGUCUAUUAUCGGUGUGACAUGCUUGGUUGUAUCUCCUGCUGAACGUGAGAGAGGUGGUUCAUCUAAAUUAGUGGAAGCAAUGGAGAGUGGCAUUCCAGUGGUGAGUGAGAAAUGGCUAGUUGAUAGCAUUGAGAAGGAGAGAGCUCAACCUUUGGAUGCAUAUGAUGUUGUGUCUGACCUUGCUCCAGAAGGAAAGGGCAUUCCCUGGGACAAACAGGAUCCUAGUGAAGAAGCUUUGCAGUCUUUGAUAGCAGAGCUUAAGCUUUAUGGUAAGAAAGCAGUCUAUAAGGAUUCCAAGUUGGAGCAGCAAGGUGCUAAAAUCUUUGAGAGGGAUGGCAUAAUUUAUAACUGUGCUUUCUCCAACUGUGACCUGGGGAGAAGAGUGAAUGAGUAUUGCAUUAUGCAGCUCAUUGUGGUGCCAGAGGCUAAUGUUCACUUGUAUUACAAGAAGGGGAGAGUUGGAGAUGAUCCUAGAGCAGAAGAAAGAGUCGAGGAAAUGCCAAACGAGGAUGAUGCGGUGAAAGAAUUUGUUCGGCUUUUUGAGCUGAUAACUGACAAUGAGUUUGAACUUUGGGAGAGUGAGAAGAAAUUUGUUAAGAAACCACUCAAGUUCUUUUCAGUUGACAUGGAUGAUGGGGUUGAUGUCCGUUAUGGAGGACUUGGUCUUCGUCAGAUGGGGGUUGCUGCUGCUCAUUGCAAACUUGAUUCUAUGGUAGCAAAUUUUAUGAAGGUUUUAUGCAGCCAGGAGAUCUACAGAUAUGCUUUGAUGGAAAUGGGGCAUGACAAUCUAGAUCUUCCAAUGGGAAUGCUUUCUGAACUUCAUCUGAAGAGAUGUGAAGAGGUGCUCUUAGAAUUUAGAGAUGCUCUGAAAUCACAAUCACAUGGAGAACAAGAUCAGAAGGCUUAUGUUAAAUUGGUUGGGCUCAGUAGCAAGUGGUUCACUCUUAUGCAUUCCACUCGUCCCUUCAUUAUCAGAAAUUUCGAAGAAUUUGCAGACCAUGUUGCUGCGCCAUUGGAGAGUAUCAGGGACAUUGUUGUUGCAUCACACUUAGUAGGAGACAUGACUGGUGCCACGAUCGACGAUCCCCUGUUUGAUCGAUAUAAGAAAUUGGGAUGCUCUGUCACUCCUUUGGACAAGGAAUCUGAUGAUUACAAGAUGAUAGUCAAGUACCUGAAGAAGACAUAUGAACCAAUCAAGCUCGGAGAUACCGUAUAUGACGCAUCAGUAGAGAACAUCUUUGCAGUCGAGUCGAGCUCUUGCCCCUCUUACGACGAAAUAAAGAAAAUGGCAAACAAAGUCCUUUUAUGGUGCGGAACAAGGAGUUCGAACCUGUCAAGGCAUUUGCAAAAAGGCUUCUUGCCUUCAAUCUGUUCCAUACCAGUUCCAGGCUAUAUGUUCGGGAGGGCCAUAGUGUGCUCAGAUGCGGCAGCAGAGGCUGCAAAGUAUGGAUUCACGGCGGUUGACAGACCGGAAGGUUUCUUAGUCUUGGCCAUUGCUUCACUAGGACAGCAGAUAACUGAGAUAUCAACUGCACCAGAGGAUCCAGAAGCAUUGGAAGAUAAGAAGACAGCAGUGAAAGGAAUAGGCAGGAAAACAACAGAUGAAGCUGAGCACUUUGUCUGGAAGGAUGACAUAAAAGUUCCUUGUGGACGUCUGAUUGAAUCUGGCAACAAGAACAGCCCACUUGAAUACAAUGAAUAUGCUGUCUAUGAUCCCAAACAGGUAAAUAUCAUUUCUAAAUUCUGCAUUGUUACUAAUAGAUCUUUUUCACCUUAUUGUAUUUUGCAGGCGAGUAUCAGGUUUUUGGUUGGAGUGAAAUAUGAAGAGCAGAACAUGGGAAAUGGACACAGUUGAGUGAAGAUCACUGAUCAUCUAUUUCCUCUUUGCUAACUCUUGAGCUUGAAAGUCUGGUGAUUGUUUUGGA
Molecule: messenger RNA, 2624 nt
Organism: Dioscorea cayenensis subsp. rotundata (Guinea yam)
Lineage: Eukaryota; Viridiplantae; Streptophyta; Magnoliopsida; Dioscoreales; Dioscoreaceae
Product: protein ADP-ribosyltransferase PARP3
Exons: 17
Coding region: 35-2554 (839 amino acids)
Molecular function (GO): NAD+ poly-ADP-ribosyltransferase activity; zinc ion binding
Source: RefSeq, a predicted model, not a curated record